UCCUUCACGACGGACGGACGGUUUACGGAGUUUGUGCGAUUUCUUGUGCGAGCAGGAAAACGAGAAGUGAGCGGAGCUUUUUGGAUAUACAAAUCGAAUAGAAAAGAAAACACCCACCCGAAACAUCCAUCUAAAAUGGGCAACAUACACACUACGGGUCCGAAUGAGGCGUUAAUUGUUUCAGGUGGCUGCUGCGGCUCGACGAAGAAGCGAACCAUCGUCGGCGGAUGGGCCUGGGCCUGGUGGCUGGUGACGGACGUGCAGCGGCUGUCGCUGAACGUGAUGACCCUGAAUCCGAUGUGCGAGAACGUGGAGACGGCCCAGGGCGUGCCGCUGACCGUGACGGGCGUUGCCCAAUGCAAGAUCAUGAAGUCAUCUUCGUAUAAGAAUAACGAUUAUAAUAACGACGAGGCCGACGAGCUGCUGGGCACUGCCAGUGAGCAAUUCCUGGGCAAGAGCGUCAAGGAGAUCAAGCAGACCAUACUGCAGACCCUCGAGGGACACCUGCGCGCCAUAUUGGGAACGCUUACAGUCGAAGAGGUGUACAAAGACCGCGACCAGUUCGCGGCCUUGGUGCGCGAGGUGGCCGCACCUGAUGUGGGUCGCAUGGGCAUCGAGAUACUGUCCUUUACCAUCAAGGAUGUCUACGAUGAUGUGCAGUACCUGGCCUCGCUGGGCAAGGCGCAGACCGCUGUGGUGAAGCGCGACGCCGAUGCCGGCGUGGCGGAGGCCAAUCGAGAUGCCGGCAUACGGGAGGCCGAGUGCGAGAAGAGCGCCAUGGACGUCAAGUACUCGACGGACACCAAGAUCGAGGAUAACACGCGCAUGUACAAGCUGCAGAAGGCCAACUUCGAUCAGGAGAUCAACACGGCCAAGGCCGAGUCGCAGCUGGCGUACGAGCUGCAGGCGGCCAAGAUCCGACAGCGCAUCCGUAACGAGGAGAUCCAGAUCGAGGUGGUCGAGCGGCGCAAGCAGAUCGAGAUCGAGUCCCAGGAGGUGCAGCGCAAGGACAAGGAGCUCACUGGCACCGUGAAGCUGCCCGCCGAGGCGGAGGCCUUCCGCCUCCAGACCCUGGCCCAGGGCAAACAAUGCCAGACCAUUGAGGGCGCCCGCGCCGAGGCGGAGCGCAUCAGGAAGAUCGGCGCGGCCGAGGCACACGCCAUCGAGUUGGUCGGCAAGGCCGAGGCGGAGCGCAUGCGGAUGAAGGCUCAUGUCUACAAGCAGUACGGCGAUGCUGCCAUCAUGAGCAUCGUUCUCGAAUCGCUGCCCAAGAUUGCCGCCGAGGUGGCUGCUCCGUUGGCCAAGACCGAGGAGAUUGUUCUGAUCGGCGGCAAUGACAACGUGACCAACGAUGUGACCCGCCUGGUGGCCCAGCUGCCGCCGUCGAUCAAUGCCCUCACCGGUGUGGAUCUGUCCAAGGUGCUGGCCAAGAUACCCGGAGCCAAGGCGUGAGACCUAAUGGAGUGGGACAUCCAGCACAUGGCAAUGACAACGUAACGCAACGCAAAGGAAUUGUAACUGACCAGGAACGAGCAAAAUAGAGAAAGUUGGAGCUAGAGAUGGGGCUGGUGCAGCGAGAUAGAGAGAGAAGGAGAGAACGUGGAGCAGGCAUUUGCUAGAGCGAGACGCAGCAGCAGCAGCAGCAGCAGCGAGAACGGGAGGCGUUGCCAUCGGGAAAUGCAAUCGAACAUAGCAAAAUGUACUCCGAUAUUAUAUUUAUAUAUUCAGACACAAGCAGAUGUGCCUGUCUGUGUGUCUGUGUGUGUAUGUGUGUGUGUGUGUGUGUGUGCGCUUGGGUUGUGUAACAAUCAAAAAAUGAACGUUAAUCUCAGCUAAAGUUACGCAUUUCGUACGCAGCAUUUUGUGGCCUUUUCUCCAGUUGAACAGAAUCAAAUACAAACAAAGAAACACAAAGCGAGAAAGCUACUUAUAAACGUAUAUUUAAAUAUAUAUUUACACACGUCUACACUCUAUAUAUGUACCAUAUAUACAUGCAUAAAGUACAGUCUAUAAAUUAUGCUUACAUCUACUUAAGCCACGAAAUUGUUCUUCGAGCCUGCCACUGGGGGCCGCCCACCACAUUUGUGAAGCUCGCUUCCAUUGCCAAAAACAGUGUUGUGCAGCACUCUCUCUCUCUUUCUCUCUCUCUCUUUCGACUCACCACGAACUCCUUUGGGUUUUUGCAUUUCCCAACUGUUCAAACUACUGAAACUGCCCACGAAUGGACCAAAGGAGCGAGAGAGAGAGAGCGAG
Molecule: messenger RNA, 2253 nt
Organism: Drosophila subobscura
Lineage: Eukaryota; Metazoa; Arthropoda; Insecta; Diptera; Drosophilidae
Gene: Flo2
Product: flotillin-2
Exons: 8
Coding region: 136-1452 (438 amino acids)
Biological process (GO): protein localization to plasma membrane; regulation of myoblast differentiation
Cellular component (GO): plasma membrane
Source: RefSeq, a predicted model, not a curated record